AUGAAUAGAGAAGAAGAAGAAAUCCAAUUCCUUGGCUUCUUCGGCAUCAUACAAGAGUCGUACGACAUCGUUUCAUCAUGGAAAAUAAUCUUCACCAAGAUCACACUAUUUCUAAUUCUCCCUCUCUCUUUCAUCUACUUAGCCCACAUCCAAAUUUCGGAGCUCCUCUUCUCCAAAAUCAUGCUCGACGAAACUCCUCAAAGAACCGGGUCCCACAAAAAAAUCUCCGACGUUCUAUGCUCGGAAUGGACGGCCUUCUUUUUGUUCAAAAUCGGAUACUUCAUCUUCUUCGUGAUUCUCUCUCUCCUUUCAACCUCUGCGGUCGUCUACACGGUCGCAUGCAUUUACACCGCGAAACGAAUAACCUUAAAAAAGGUUAUGACCGUGGUUCCCAAGGUUUGUAAGAGGCUUGUGGUGACUUUCGUAUGGAGCUUCAUUAUCUUUUCCGCAUACAACGUUGUUUCGAUACUAGUACUAUUGAUACUCGGCCCGGUUUCAUUUUCGGGCCCGCUUUUUCUUACCUUGUACGCGGUCUCGUACUUGAUUGGAUUCUUUUACAUAACCGUAAUAUGGCAUUUGGCUAGUGUGGUUUCCGUGUUGGAAGAGAGUUACGGACUAAAUGCAAUGGCGAGGAGCCACGCUUUGAUCAAGGGAAAGAUGGGAGUUUGUUUUGCACUAUUUUUUGUUAUGGGCCUUUUCUUCAUUGAAAUUCAGCUUAUUUUCAAAGUUUAUGUUGUGGUAGGUACUAAUGAAGAGGGGAUUGGGAGAAGGGUUGGAAUUGGGAUUCUUUGCUUGGUUUUAUCGUCGAUUACGAUGUUAUUCGGACUUAUUAUGCAGACAAUUAUUUACUUCGUUUGCAAAUCUUAUCAUCACGAAAAUAUCGAUAAGUCAUCUUUGGCGGAUCAUCUAGGAGGUUAUCUUGGAGAGUAUGUUCCUCUCAAGUCUAAGGAUGUUCAGCUUGAGCAUUUUCAAGUUUGA
This is a messenger RNA of Erythranthe guttata (spotted monkey flower), 978 nucleotides long. RefSeq lists its product as uncharacterized. NCBI's taxonomy places the organism in Eukaryota, Viridiplantae, Streptophyta, Magnoliopsida, Lamiales, Phrymaceae. The record is from RefSeq and is a predicted model, not a curated record.